UUGUUAAACGCUGGUUGCGUUAAGAGCAAAGAUAUGAAAGCCAGCGUAGUCCAUAGCCAGCCAACCUUGACGAAAUAUACAUUAAAGAUGUUCCCCUUGCGCGCGAAAUAAUUGACGGGGUUUGUAUCCGAAUCUGGCGCGACGCCCGGUGAAGAGGAUGCGUUGGCAAGGGGUCUUGCGGUUGGAGAUAUCAACGAGUACAAAGAGCCCAAUAGAAGAGUCAGCGGAUAAAGAGCGAGUGACAAGGGAGGCGGCUGCGGGAAUAACGGUCGCGAUGAUUUGGGAGCGGUGGAUGGUUUCCUUGUGGAGCCAUUCAGGGGUACAGCAUCUGUCGACGACAUUGCUGUUGAUAUAACACCACCGAAUUAGACGUGUAUCGAGGAGAGGAAAUGGCGGAAACCAGAUGAAUGGGGCAUGUUAAUGAUGAUCGUCCGUCGUGCCACAAUCCACCGCGCGCUUUUCUAUCUCCCAAAUCCUAGAUGGACAAAUUUGUUUUGACGUUGAAUCCGGAUGACGUCGUUCGUUGCUCACUAAGCAAAAUCACGUGGUAUUUUUCUUUUUACUGAACAUCGUUCUAGAUAGUGCGCACAACGCCUUGAAGUCCCAACUUUUACAUCUUAUGAAUGUGAAAUCUUUACUGUAGCUCCUGGCUAUUGCAGAAGCUCUACGGACUAGGAUUUCAGCUAACGCCGUGUUACAAAAGCCGUUCAAUUUUGGCUAGUCCAACUCUUACGACACAACAAUCAGCUGGCAACUAAUUAUAUCUUAUUACCAGCCAUACCGCUCGGUUUGGAUUCGCUCAGGGUGCUACAAUUUUGCAUUCCCAAGAGAAGCUGCAGCAGCAGUUAGCUUAUUCACAUAGCCAAUCCCCCGCCUACAAUCCCGCCUCCUCGGUCACCGACGCCCCCAAGGGUGAGGAUGGGCUUUGUAGGCAACAGGGUUUUUGGGAGAAAUGGCGUUGCUGCUACGUUGAAUGCCUAGUUCAAACCGACCUUCUUUCCUAGUCGCACUUGUUCUACAUAUUGCCUACAAUCCGACGGCUUCUCGAAAAAGUUUACCCGGCAUUCUUGAAUGAGCCUAUUACAUGAAGGGUAUGUACAAUGGUGCUAGCUAGCGUUAUGAACACAAAGCUGGGGCGUGCCGAUUUAAGAAUCGUUAUGAUGUUGGGUCGAAAGUACAUCCUUGGAUGCCGGGUUAAAGGAUUCAUUAUAUUUCCUCAGCUCAGGAAUAUGUGUUUUCAGGAACGGCAAGAUACGGCUGUCGAGGAGGUCGGGCCAUGCCAGACCAUUAAACUCUCUUUCUUGGAAUAUAUUCGCUUCAAGAGCGGGAAAUACCUGACAACCCUGGGCACCAAACCAUUUUCGUCUUUUGCAAGACCUUGAUUUAGGUUAGCUGAAGACUCUGUACCUCAGUUAUGUGACCCUAGCGGUUGGUUGUUGUAACGGAAUAUGGAGGACUAUCAGGCUGCAUUGCCAUAGCCGCAACAUACGGUAGUGCGAUCAGUUGGGACCAUAAAUCUUCAAUAUGUUGUGUUGGACCCAUAGGGGAGAUUUGGCGAUACCCACAGGCUGUACUGACGAGUCGUGAAGAACCAGAGCACCUAACGCCGGACCGUUUUUCGAGCUGGGAACAUCCCGGUUCACGGUUCCACAUAGCGAGGCUGCCAUCUAAAAAUGUCUGGAUCCCUCCUUUGCCGGGUGCUCUGGAAUACCAAUAGAAUUGUUCUUAUCGCCCUUGGCCAUGCUGGUCUAUUUCCUUUUCGAGGUAUCAUCCGUGUAUAACAAAUCUCGUCGGUACAUCCCAUGAUACCCUUGGUGACAUGAUUGCAUAGAACAAUCAAAAUAUUCCAGGCUCCGAAGGUCGCUCACCGACGAUAAAAGCAAGGAAAGCAAAUUAACACACGGGUUACUUCAUAUGAUUGACCGCCCGGGAAUCCCAUGUAGCUCGCCACAUCGUCCUCCCGGUAUAUCAGCCUUACCCAACGAGAGAUCCUAUUAGGCCAUUCUUCAGGCGCCUUUCCCGUUUCCCCGCUAUUAACAGAACCGGGGUAAUGCAAUUUGAAAGUUAGAAAUUGCCAAUGCGCACGGAUCGUUUACAUCUCUGCCUGAGGGGAAGGCUGUAACCGGAGGGGUCAAGUAUACGCCCCAAAAUCCUGGUCGAAACCAAUAAAUAUAAGUAGGAAGUUAGUCUUCUUCGCUUGCUGGCUCCGCGUUUGUUCUUUUCUUUUCUUCACGUCACUAAAAGCUACCCGCAAUUGUUAUCCGUUUAAUUUGCGACAUAUACUGCGACAACCGUCGAACUUUCACAUACUCGUGCGAAUCUCUCCAUCUUGGCACCCCUUUUAUAGCGAAGCUAUCGCAGCAGAACAUAUGCCUUCAGAAGGUGUCCCGAAGUGCCAGCGUUGUCGCAGGGACCACAAAAGGUGCUCACCGGAAGUCCGGGCAUGGCCAGGGCAAAGAUGCGAGCGCUGUGAAAACUAUGGAUAUGAGUGCUCGGAGAACAUGAUGGCGCGAAGGUCAGCGCAAAGGGAUCGUGAAUCUGCCCCCACCAUCAGCCGUCCUUUCGAGGGCAGACCUGGAAACUACCAACAGGGCGUAACUCGACCACUAUUAACACGACCAAUUUCAUUGACUGAAACAGAAUCCAUCCAAUCCCCUUUCGUUGGGCUGUUCUUGUACCUCAAAAAUAUCGACUGGCAGACCUUGAGCUGCCCCUCGGCUGAAUUUGGAUCGGACCCAUUUGCUGCAAUGUUUCAAUCGCAUACAUGUUUCCCCAAUCUCUUUAACCCUCCCCUUGGAAGACGAGGAAUGUAUCUCGAAAUUUUUGCAGAGAGCGAACGGCUAAAGCAGAGUCCCCCCUCGCCGCCGGUACCAUAUGGCCACUCGCUAGAAAACUCCGUCGUAACGGCCAUAGUUCAUAGGGUACAACGAGAACAACAUCGCAAGGCGAUGAACUAUAGUUUCGAGGAGCUAUCGAGAAGGUGCAGCAAUUACAUUCGUUACGGUAGUUACUGGAACAGGUUGAGAACUAUGCUCAAUACCGACGAAGUGCUCCUAAUCGACCCAGAGUAUUCCUUCGACAAACCCAAUCCUGAUACCACAUUCGAGACCGCGGUAUAUUUUUGGUUAUUCGGCAUCCCUGGGUUGAAGGAACUGUGCCAGAAAUUGUCAGGGCUCUCUCAUAUGAUCUUGUGUUUAGCGAGAACUCCGCAUGAUGAUCCAGUACGGAAUGUUUUGGCCACGCAGAUCCUUAAUCGCCUUAAUGAGGUCCUUGGUUCAGAAGUUGCCUCGCUUCCCCAGCCUUCCCAACCUCGCUACAGUAUUAACAGCAACAAUAGUAGCCACGAUAAUGGUCACUCCUACGUGGCCGCCGCCACGAUUGGUAGUUCGACUGUGGGACUUCGAGAUGCGGAGCCAGAGGAUCCCUUUUCAUCUGAUAGCGUUGCCCUUCAGGCCGGAUUCGGAGUCGGCUACGUUUAUCAGGGUGCUUGGAACAAUUGACCAUUGAAAAGCAGUGCUUGUUGCCCAUUCCGAGCCCCCUCACCGCUUCGAGUCAUUAUCCAUUGCCCCGCCUACCCGUUGGUUUGGUUGCUUGAGUGGCUUCAUUUCCAAUUCCGAUUUCAGUUCCAUUUUCUCUUUUUUGAGUCUGCAUUCCUUUCCAUUCUUCUGGGUGAGCGGUUCCGAAUUGAGGAACGCCAAUUCUCCUAAACCCUAAAUUUUUAGUCUUGAAGUGCGUUGGUCCGUGGGUCUUAGGGAUGAUAGAUGUUCACCAUAGUUCGUAUUAUAUGCAUUAAAGUUUUUUCAAUAUAGUAAAGGGUG
This is a messenger RNA of Blastomyces gilchristii SLH14081, 3818 nucleotides long. RefSeq lists its product as uncharacterized. Gene Ontology annotation, molecular function: zinc ion binding; DNA-binding transcription factor activity, RNA polymerase II-specific. Bases 2370 to 3500 code for a protein of 376 amino acids. Gene Ontology annotation, biological process: regulation of DNA-templated transcription. Lineage: Eukaryota; Fungi; Ascomycota; Eurotiomycetes; Onygenales; Ajellomycetaceae. The record is from RefSeq and is a predicted model, not a curated record. The transcript is spliced from 3 exons.